Molecule: messenger RNA, 1239 nt
Organism: Hordeum vulgare subsp. vulgare (domesticated barley)
Lineage: Eukaryota; Viridiplantae; Streptophyta; Magnoliopsida; Poales; Poaceae
Exons: 1
Coding region: 1-1239 (412 amino acids)
Molecular function (GO): protein binding
Source: RefSeq, a predicted model, not a curated record
AUGGCAUCUUCCAAAAGUCAAUGCCGAUCCGGGUGGCCGGACCUGCCGCCGGAUCUUCUAGGCAUCGUCCUCCACCGCCUCCCGUCCCUUGUCGACCGUGUCCACCUCCGCGCCGUUUGCCACGCCUGGCGCUCAAGUGCGAGGCUGCACCCACUGCCUCCGGUGCAGCUUCCUUGGAUCGUCUUCGGCGACGGCACCCUGUUGGACGUGACCAACAACGCGGCGCACCGCGUGCGCCUUCCGGACGACGACGCCAGCUACUACAGCGCCGGCGAGAACAUGCUAUUCGUCAUGCACGACGACGGCCGGUGCUCCCUGAUGGACGCCUUCUCCGGCGCCAUGACCCCCCAGCCCGAGCUCGCCGCUCUGCUGCGGGAUUAUAAGAUCGAUCCUCACGAUGGAAACUACAAGAGGAGAAUCGAAAAGGUGGUGGUCUCCAUGUCCCCAGCAAUCCCCGUUAUCGCUGUCCUGACCAGCGAUUGCAGAGUCUUUGUCUCGACCCGCCGCCAGGGCGGCGAGAUCAACUCUUGCCUUGUGCUGAGCGAGCUCUCCAUCGUCGACAUCGCUUUGUUUCAAGGAAAGAUUUACGGCGUCUCCCCCGACGAGGAGCUCCUUGGCUUUGAGCUCGGCAAUGGCCGCCUCCGCAAGCCGACUCCAGCAGGAGUCAAACCCGAUGUUGUAAGCGGCGUCACGCAGAUAGAAGGUGCCCGGGCACAAAAUUCCAUGGGCUCUCUCGACAGUUACAUACGCUACAGGAUUCAGAAAAGAUUUCCCGACAGCGUGGCCCGGCUGUACCUCGUCGAGUCCAAUGAUAAGCUGUUGAUGGUGAAGCGAUGGGUGAGAUGGAACAUGCGAGAUACCAUGGCGAUGCGAGGCGGACCAGGUUACAAGCGCAUGGAUCGAACUCUGCGGCUGGAAGUGUUCGAGGCGGACCUUGGAGAUGGCAGACCGCGCGUUGGCCGGUGGAAGAAGGUCGACGACCUGGGUGGCCGGGCAAUCUUCGUGUGUGCGCGAUGCUCCAAGUCUGCCCCUGCCGGUGAUGGAGUUCGACAAGAUUCUAUCUACUUCCUGCGACACCACCUUGCAAGGAAGCCGGCUGAUGGCUCACUUGGGGACUCCGGUGUGUACGACAUGAGACACAAAACUAUCACCUCGUUGCUACCGGAGGCAUCAUUGCCCGCGCCCCUAGCGUGGGAUAGCCCACGGUUUCCGACAUGGUUCUUCCCCGUUGAAAAUUAA